Messenger RNA from Papilio polytes (common Mormon), 1446 nucleotides. RefSeq names its product facilitated trehalose transporter Tret1-like. Gene Ontology annotation, molecular function: transmembrane transporter activity. Lineage: Eukaryota; Metazoa; Arthropoda; Insecta; Lepidoptera; Papilionidae. Bases 1 to 1446 code for a protein of 481 amino acids. The transcript is spliced from 3 exons. Gene Ontology annotation, biological process: transmembrane transport. Gene Ontology annotation, cellular component: membrane. The record is from RefSeq and is a predicted model, not a curated record.
AUGUGUUUAAACUCUCCAGUGCUGUUGCGGCAGGGUCUCGUAUUGGCAGCAAGUUGUUUUAAUUCUUUUGGAGCUGGGAUCUCUUUGUCUCAUGUGGGCGUAGUCAAUGCGGCUAUAUUAUCUCCAAAUGCUACUGGAAUCAGAGCUACAGUAGACCAAGCUUCAUGGAUAGCAUCUAUUAAAGGAUUUUCUGGAUUAAUUGGCUUCUUCAUCUUCUCUCCAUUAUUUCAAAUUAUCGGCAGGAAGCCGGUCAAUAUAUUAUUUGACGUCGUUAUUAUUUUAGGUUGGGUUUUAUUAUACUACAGCCAGAGUAUAUCAAUGAUGAUGUUUGCUAAAAGUAUACAAGGACUUGCUAUUGGUGGAUUUAUCAUAACUGCGGUCACGACUAGUGAGUUUACCCAUCGCAAGAGUAGAGGAUUGUUUUUAACUAUGAACAAAGUUGCAUUAUCAUGCGGUUCAUUGAUGUGCCAUUCUCUCGCUCUCGUUUGUGAUUGGAGAGCUAUAGGAGUUAUCGCCUGUUUACCUGCUUUAUUUAAUCUGAUAAUAUUCUGCAUUUGUCCGGAGAGUCCUGCAUUUUAUGCGUUGAAAGGGAGAUUUCAAGAUUGUGAAAAAUCAUUCAUUUGGUUCCACGGUGAUUCUGAAGAUAGUAGACAGGAAAUGAAAUUAUUAAUCAUAGCUCAAAUGGAAAGAAUCAAAAAUAAAGAUGAAAAUGAAUUCUUGUUAGCGAAAUUGUUGAAGAAAUUCUUUCGAAGAGAUUUUCUGAUACCUUUCUUUAUAGCUACUCUUGCGACAUUCGCUGUGGAUGCUAGUGGGAGAUAUUUCCUACUUGGAUACAUCACUCAAAUUAUGAUUGAAUUAACUGGAGAUAAAUAUAUUGGAAUAUAUUGUUCGAUGAUAUUUGAUUGUUUAAUGAUUGGAACGUUAUUUAUAUCGACUAUCGUAAUAAGGACAUUUAAAAGGAGAACUGUACUACUUAGAUUUGGAGCUGCGUCUGUGAUUUUAAUGUUUGCGGUAUGUUUAUCUGAAGUUAUGAAGAAUUAUGUUAGUUCAAAAUUUAAAUGGGUUACUACAGUAACUAUAUUGUUACAUAGUAGUGUAUCUACUAUUGGUUUGAUACCUGCUGCGUUUACAGUAACUAUGGAAAUAUUUCCCUUAGACCAUAGAGGUAUGGGUUCAUUAACAGCGGGUGUUGCUUUUACAUUAUUUUACGCAAUCACUAUGAAAAUAACACCCUUGAUGAUGGAUAAAAUUGGACUGAGUGGUACAUAUUUAGCUUUCGGUGUUUGUGUUGCAUUUUGUUUGACGAUAUUAUAUUUUAUACUUCCCGAAACAAAAGAUAAGAGUUUACAAGAAAUAGAAGAUGAGAUAAGAGGAAUUAAUAGGUCUCCUGCUGAGAUUGAAUUGAUGAUUUCGGGGGAUGAAGAAAAUCGUAAAGUUAUUGAGUAA